Messenger RNA from Xylaria bambusicola, 3148 nucleotides. Its product is annotated as fungal-specific transcription factor domain-containing protein. Gene Ontology annotation, biological process: DNA-templated transcription; regulation of DNA-templated transcription. The coding region runs from base 281 to 3106 and encodes 941 amino acids. The transcript is spliced from 3 exons. NCBI's taxonomy places the organism in Eukaryota, Fungi, Ascomycota, Sordariomycetes, Xylariales, Xylariaceae. Gene Ontology annotation, molecular function: DNA binding; zinc ion binding; DNA-binding transcription factor activity, RNA polymerase II-specific. The record is from RefSeq and is a predicted model, not a curated record.
CUUAGUCAAACCGCCGUCCUUGGGCAACUAUAGUCAAAGCAAAGCAAAGCUUAAUAGUCACUAUUCCAUAGAGCAUAUAGCUCUACCCAUCUCGCUUCUCCCCGGCUUGGUUGAGACUUCACACAUUCUGGAUGCACCUACACUUCACCCAACUGCUCGCGCUCGUUCGAAGUCUGGAAGUCUUGCGAUGGUCGCCUAUUAGAUAAUUAUAUUGGCCAAGAAUUAUUCUACCUAGAUUGAUACAAUAGCCGAAUCAUUCAAAAAAAAAGAAAGGGAAAAAAUGUUGUCUAACCCGCUUCAACGGUUCUCGCCGUAUCACUCGAUACCGUCGAAUGCCAUCUUGUCAAACACCCAUGUUCCUGGAAGUCAUCUCCAUGCAGCCGGUCUGGAUACCUUCGGCCAUGGACCUCAAUACGCUCUCCAGCACCUUCAACAACAUGUCGGUAUCCACGCUCCUCAUCUUACAAGAGCGCCCCAGCAGAAGCACCGUCAACACCCAUAUGGCGGGCCUGGAACGAGAACAACAGGGUCAUCUGGGCCCAUAAGAAGAAGGAUCAGCAGGGCCUGUGAUCAAUGUAACCAGCUCAGGACUAAGUGUGACGGACAGCACCCCUGUGCUCACUGUAUAGAGUUUGGGCUUGGAUGCGAGUACAUUCGCGAACGGAAAAAACGUGGAAAGGCGUCACGGAAAGACCUUGCUCAACAAGCAGCGGCACAAGCAGCAGCGGCUGCGGGCCAGAAUGGCCAGAAAACACCCGAGCAUAACGACGACAAUGGAUCGAGCACCGAAGGCCGAGCAGAAGAUGCUGCUUCCGCUAAGCAGGAGCAGCAGAAUGCUUCCUCUGACAAGGCCAUGGCCGAGAUUGAUGAGGAUGCUUUGGAGCGUAGUCAGAGGACAGGGAGCCUUGAUAGCUUAGCUGAUUUUGGCUCUCACCAGGCGAACCUAGCCGGUCACUCUCUAGCUCUGGAUAGGGAGCAUAUGGAGAGCCCAGCACCAAUCGACUUUAAUGGAUACGGCAACAUCCAUAAUCCAUUCGACAGGCAGACGAUUAGUCAAUUGAUGGGAAACCCGUCACACGGGGCUUACGGAGCCGGCCAAGGCAGUCUAUCUAACUAUCCUGAUCUUCCGUACGCUCUCCAGGCCCACAGCCCAACCGGCUACUCUUCAAAUGCUCCAGCAGCGUUCCGCAUGGAACCUAGUCCAAUGGGCGCCUAUCAACUCGGCGGUGAUACCGGUUCACCUGGAUGGAUGAAUAUGAAUUCACCACCACCCCAAUACCAAACACAUAUCCCGCAGAAUGCCUACCACCAGCAGUUAAGAUACCCUGUGCUGAACCCUCUUGUACCGCACCUCGGCAACAUAAUCCCCGUCUCCCUGGCCUGCGAUUUGAUCGAUCUAUACUUCUCGAGCUCCUCAUCAGCUCACGCUCAUCCAAUGUCGCCAUACGUGCUGGGAUUCAUCUUUAGAAAGCGGUCAUUCUUACAUCCGAGCAAACCUCGACAGUGCCAACCGGCUCUAUUGGCGAGUAUGCUUUGGGUAGCUGCACAGACAAGCGACGCACCCUUUUUGACACAAGUCCCAUCAGCCAGGGGAAAGAUCUGCCAGAAGCUGCUUGAGCUGACGGUUAACCUGCUGAAGCCCCUAAUCCACACAUCAUCUGGUGAUACCUCACCAUUAUCGAGCCCUACAAUCGACGGUGUUUCUCUAGGGGGCCUCGGGGUAAAUCUUCCCAGCUCUAUGAAUAUGGAGAACAUCAGUGGGGGGGACCCUGGGGCUUUCGGGGCUGCCGGUUCGCUCGACGACGUUGUUACAUACAUACACCUGGCAACAGUGGUAUCGGCGAGUGAAUAUAAGGGGGCCAGCAUGCGGUGGUGGAAUGCGGCAUGGUCUCUCGCCAGAGAGUUGAAACUAGGCCGAGAGUUGGCUCCAAAUCCACCUACGACGACCCAGGACGAGAACGAAGUCGACAGCGCCGGCGACAUAACGGCAGAGCUCGAAAACGAGGGCAGCAGCGGCACUGUUAGCGAAGAGGAGCGAGAGGAGCGCAGGCGGAUAUGGUGGCUUGUUUAUGUCAUGGAUCGCCACUUGGCUCUCUGCUACAACCGGCCCCUAUCUCUAUUAGAUAUCGAAUGCGAAGGUCUGCUCCAGCCCAUGGACGACACGGAGUGGCAGAACGGAAACUUCGGCCCAUUCGCGACAGAUCCUGCUCUGGGCGAUGAGCUGACCGAGGAUGGUGGCCGAGCCCGCGGGCCUCAGUUCAAGUGCACUGGUCACAGUAUCUUUGGGUACUUCUUACCGCUGAUGACCAUCCUGGGCGAGAUUGUCGACCUCCACCACGCCCGUAACCACCCCCGGUUCGGCGUCGGCUUCAGGCCAGCGCGCGAGUGGGACGACCAACAAGCCGAGAUCGUCAAACACCUCGAGAUCUACGAAGAGAGCCUGAAGAACUUCGAGCAACGGCACUUCAACGCCAGCUCCGAAGACAAGAACGAGCAGUCGGCGACGCUCGAGAUGCCCUCCGAGCUAGACCACCUCGACUCGUCGUCGGUGCGUUCCGUACACACCAACACGUCCCGCAUGACGGAAUCCGACAUCCAAACCCGCAUCGUCGUGUCCUACGGCACGCACGUCAUGCAUGUGCUGCACAUCCUCCUCUCGAGCAAGUGGGACCCGAUCAACCUGCUAGACGACAACGACCUGUGGAUCUCGUCCCAGAGCUUCAUCACCGCCACCGGCCACGCCGUGUCGGCCGCCGAGGCCAUCAGCAACAUCCUCGAGUACGACCCGGGCCUCGAGUUCAUGCCCUUCUUCUACGGCAUCUACCUCCUCCAGGGCUCGUUCCUGCUCCUGCUCAUCGCCGACAAGCUCCAGGGCGAGGCCUCCGCCAGCGUCGUUCGCGCCUGCGAGACCAUCAUCCGGGCCCACGAGGCCUGCGUCGUCACGCUGAGCACCGAAUACCAGCGUAACUUCAGCAGAGUCAUGCGCAGCGCCCUCGCCCAGGUCCGCGGCCGCGUGCCCGAAGACCUCGGCGAGCAGCACCAGCGUCGCCGCGAGCUGUUGGCUCUCUACCGCUGGACCGGAGACGGCAGCGGCCUGGCUCUCUGAAUCGGAUUGAUGGAUGACGACCCCGUGAACGUUUCUCUUCCC